AUGACCAUCAUCACAGACGCCAAAAUACUCUUUAUCAGAUUGACGGCUGUCGCCCAGGGUGCGAUCGCAUGGGGUAGUGGCAAAGUUGAGCUACGAAGCAUGCUUAGUCCGUGCCACUUUGGGUUCUCAACCGUGAGCCCAGUCAAUCUUCCCCUUCCCAUAAGCUCACAUUCGGGCUCUGCUUUCCAGAAUGGUCCGAUUGACUGGCUCAUGAAAAAGGUAGCAUUUCCGUGA
Messenger RNA from Penicillium malachiteum, 234 nucleotides. RefSeq lists its product as uncharacterized. NCBI's taxonomy places the organism in Eukaryota, Fungi, Ascomycota, Eurotiomycetes, Eurotiales, Aspergillaceae. The record is from RefSeq and is a predicted model, not a curated record. The transcript has 2 exons. Bases 1 to 234 code for a protein of 77 amino acids.